AUGCAAAUGUUAAAGGACCGUAAACCGUUAAUAGCGGAAAGACACCAAGGCCGUGGCAGUAUGAAAAUUUGCACCAACUGUUCCGGCUUCUUCCAAAGAAAAACAUUUCACAGACAUCAUCAGUUGUGUCGAAGCAAAUUUGGUAGUCCUGCUUCUGCGACGGGUUUGUGCGUCGAAUCCAUGGUUUGUCAUGGUGAUGAAGCAUUUGCUGACUUGCUCACACGAUUUCAAAAUGACGAAAAGGGAAAUUUAUGUAGACAGGAUGAGUUAAUAAAGACUGUCGGCCGAAGCCAAUUUCAGAAACACCGAAAGAAAACUGAAAAGAAAUCAGAAUCGAGGAAGGCCGUAAUGGCGAAUAUGAGAUUGUUGGCAUCCCUUUUUGUCGAAUUCAAAUCGUGUGCAACAAAACAAAAUGUAAAUGUAUCGUCGGAGAAUAUGCUUCGACGCGAGUAUUUUAUGAUUUUAGAAGAAGCCAUACAAAAUAUUGCAACACACGAGGAUGGUGCAUUAAAAUCGGGGUUAAUGGUCAAUAUUGGAAAUUUACUCAAAAUGGCUGCCAAAGUAAUGAAAGGAACCCACCUCAUGAAUUUGGAUGACGAAAAAGCGGAACAAAUAGAAAAGUUCGAAGCUGUUUUACAAUUAAGAUGGAUACGAAAUUUUGGCGAUGCCGAAUACCAGGUUGUAAAAAAUAGACAAUCUAAACUAAGAUUGCCAAGUGAGCUACCUAUUGAAAACGACGUGACACAGAUUCGAAAGUACACCCUUGAAACGAUGCAGCGAGAAGUCAGUGAUGAUUUGUCAUUGUGGGGCCCCGAAAAAUUCAUAGUUGUCCGUAAUUUGGUUAUCUCCCGUUUAACGCUUUUUAAUGCUAGGCGAGGAGGCGAGCCAAGUAGGUUGUUGGUGAGGCACUGGGAAGAGGCAAAAAGGGAACAAUGGAUCGAUAAGCAACGUCGUUCAAAAGCAAUUUCGCCGAUGGACAAGUUUCUUAUGGAUAAUUUUAAAGUAAUAUAUCACGGUGGGAAAGGCAUUUCUCAUCUAGUCCCAGCACUUGUGCCGCCUGACUGUGUCGAAGCAUUAGACGCGCUUUCAGAUCCAGAGAUACGGCAGCUAUGCGAUAUAAACAAUAAAAAUGAAUUCCUGUUUCCCAGUACACGCCAUUCUAUGGAUCAUGCCAGCGGCUGGCACUGUACAAAGGAUGUCGCUACUGCUGCGGGAAUAAAAACCAAUAUUACAGCUACACAAAUGCGGCACAGAGCAGCAACUUUGUAUGCCGAACUCGAUGUACCCGAAAAUUUCAGGGAUGCUUUUUUUCGUCACAUGGGACACUCCAAAGAAAUAAACAAAAACGUUUAUCAAUGUCCACUGGCAGUACAAGAAAUAACACAAGUCGGAUCAUACUUGGCUAAUAUAGAUGGAUUUUCACUUCCCCAAGGUAAUCUUCAUAAUAUUGCACCAACACCUUCUGAAAAACAUAGUAUCUCUUCGUUCGAAGAAGGUGAAGAAGAAUUCAGGGAAAGAGAAACUUCAAUUUCUACGCAGUUGCAAAAUACUACUCAAUCAUCAUCCGGUACGUCCCUAUGUGAUGAAGAAAUUAUAGGAAAAAAACGAGGUUAG
This is a messenger RNA of Styela clava, 1614 nucleotides long. NCBI's taxonomy places the organism in Eukaryota, Metazoa, Chordata, Ascidiacea, Stolidobranchia, Styelidae. The record is from RefSeq and is a predicted model, not a curated record.